AUGGGCGCAGACGAGGACAGAGCGCCCGAGGACGUGGCCGCCGGUGACGGCGAGGAAGCCUCAGCCGGCGGCAAGAAGGGCCGAUACCGCCGGGAUAAGCCUUGGGACCACGACGGCAUCGACCACUGGAAGGUUGACCCGUUCACCAAAGAUGACAAUCCCGACGGUCUCUUGGAAGAGUCUUCGUUCGCCACGCUGUUUCCCAAGUACCGCGAGAAGUACCUGAGGGAGGUGUGGCCCUCGGUGACCCGCGCGCUGAAGGAGUGCGGCAUCGCGUGCGAGCUCAACCUCGUGGAGGGUUCCAUGACCGUGCGCACCACGAGAAAGACGUUCGAUCCGUACAUCAUCAUCAAAUCUCGUGACCUCAUUAAGCUCCUGUCGCGCUCGGUUCCCGCGCCCCAGGCGCUGAAGAUCCUCCAGGACGACGUGCAGUGCGACGUGAUAAAGAUUGGAGGGAUGGUUCGGAACAAGGAGCGAUACGUUAAGCGUCGGCAGAGGCUCAUCGGGCCCAAUGGGAGCACCCUGAAGGCAAUCGAGAUGCUCACGAACUGUUACGUCCUGGUGCAGGGCAACACUGUGUCCUGCAUGGGUGGCUGGAAGGGGCUCAAGAUGGUACGAAAGAUCAUCGAGGACUGCAUGCGGAACAUGCACCCUAUCUACCACAUCAAGGAGCUCAUGAUCAAGCGGGAGCUCGCCAAGGACCCGGCGCUGGCGGACCAGAGCUGGGACAGGUUCCUGCCCAAAUUCAAGAAGAAAAAUGUGCAGCGCAAGAAACCCGCCAAGAUCGGCAAGGGCAAGAAGGACCAGGUGUUCCCGCCCGCGCCCCAGCCGAGCAAGAUCGACAUGCAGAUCGAAUCCGGCGAGUACUUUCUGUCCCAGGAAGCGAAGAGAAGGAGGGCGGCGCAGGAGAAGCUGGACAAGCAGAAGGAGGCGCUGAGUGCGUCGCAGAAGCGUCGACGGGACGCGUUCAUCGCGCCCAAGGAGGACGGGCCCGAGGAUGGGGACGCGGCGAGGAAGAAAAAACGCGAGGUAAGCGCCGACGACGUCAAGGCCAGCGUCGCCAAGCUCAAGGAGAAGUCCGCCGCAAAGAAGGAGGAGGAGAGGAACCGAAAGUCCAGCAGGAACGUGUUGGGGGCUGGUAAGAGGGAAAAGAAGGAGAAGAAGGAGAAGAAGGAGAAGAAGAGGUCCUCGGACUGA
Molecule: messenger RNA, 1197 nt
Organism: Micromonas commoda
Lineage: Eukaryota; Viridiplantae; Chlorophyta; Mamiellophyceae; Mamiellales; Mamiellaceae
Exons: 2
Coding region: 1-1197 (398 amino acids)
Cellular component (GO): small-subunit processome; nucleolus
Molecular function (GO): RNA binding
Source: RefSeq, a predicted model, not a curated record